CAUGAAAUUGACGUCAGAAUCGUUAUCCAAUCAAAUGCUCCGUUGCAAAAAUCGAAAAGGUCAAAUUUGUUGUACUUGUUAAUAUAUAACUCGUGAAGUGCAUGAAUGAAAACAUAACAUAGGACUUAGCGAAAUGUACCUGAGCACGCUUUUAACAUUGUCCGUGGUGAUCGGAGUCUGCCAGGCUCUGUCAUCCACUAGUUACAUCCCAAAUGCACGCAGCUGUGAAGUGACAUUUGGAAAAGUACUGAAGCCACACAACUGGGUAUGCAAAGACAGCCAGUUCCAAACAUAUCCAAAAACAAACGUGGACAAUCUUUUAAUGACUGAUAGAUAUAAUGAUACCUACGAUUACCUAAUGGUCACUCAAGGUUGCCAGAAAUACAACGAUCGUGAUCAAGUGUAUGGGCAGAACCAAUAUUACACCUACGAAUCCAUAUGUCAGAUGAUCCGGAAACCAAUCCGUGUUAUUUGGGCACAAGUACCACAUUACACCGUGCCCCAACAUCUCAUGAAUCUAAAUGGUGGUCUGCUACCGUGUCACGUGCUUGAAGGUCAAAACCUUUUUGACGUUGAAUGUGUACAUCCAUGGGCUGUAAGUAUACCUAAACAUUACCCAAGAAGAAUGCAAAGGCGUUUGAAGCGUAUCAGGUUUGAUGGAGUGAAGCGAAAUCUUUGCCUUGUCGGGUACUCCUACAACUAUAAUAUGAUCUGUAAACCGACGGGAUAUAUGACCAGAGAGGUGCUCGUAUACAGUGAGCAUGCCGACAUGAUCUUUACUGCAGUUAUUGAUGACGUACCCACUUCUUGCGCAUGCGCGUAUUGCAAAUGUAAUGACAAAUUAUCACAAACACCGGCAAUUGUAUAAACUAUUGCUUAUUUUAUUUUUGUUAUAAGAAAAAGAAUCAAAUAUUUAAAAAAAAAACAAAAAAACAAUUGAAAAUCAUUGACAUCAAAUGACGCCAUUGUCUAAAAAUAAAAUAUUUAUUUUUUAAACAAACAUUAAAAACUGGAAUACAUAAUUCGAAAUUAGUGACUUCUAAAGUUGUUAAUAAUGUAAGAUUGCUGUAAAUAUUGUAAAUAAUUCUUUCGAUGUAUUGCACUUAAAAUUUAUGUUCUCUGUUUUGUUGUGAUAUCGGGACAGUGCAAUUUUUGAUGCUUGUUUUUUUUAUUAUUAUUGUUUCCAUUUAAUUGUGUAUGUUUGUACGUAUACUUGGGUUGAGUUGUGUGUCUGUCAUUUUUAAACAGCAGUUGAUUUUUUUAUCUAAAUACAAUAAAAGUAUAAAAUUACAUAAAAGAUUGUGACGAAUUAUCAAAGAUUUAUGUUUUAUCAUUUUUUGACAAUAUUCACUGAAAUUCAUUUAUCCUAUGUUCAAAGAAAAUCGAAAAUGAUGGAAUGUCCCGAGAACUGCAUUUGAAAUUCAUAUACAAAUGUAAAAAAGUACACUAUCUGAUAUCUUAUGUGUCAUAAAUCUUUAUUAUUAUGUUUGAAUAAGAAGAAUGCUUUGCGUGUAAAUUAUGGAUCUGUGUUAUGUAAUAUGCUAAAAACAUUUUAUGAAUGUGAAAUAAAAAGUGAACAACAUAGAA
Molecule: messenger RNA, 1587 nt
Organism: Ruditapes philippinarum (Manila clam)
Lineage: Eukaryota; Metazoa; Mollusca; Bivalvia; Venerida; Veneridae
Exons: 5
Coding region: 134-868 (244 amino acids)
Source: RefSeq, a predicted model, not a curated record